Poeciliopsis prolifica (blackstripe livebearer) is the source of this 2338-nucleotide messenger RNA. RefSeq lists its product as uncharacterized. Gene Ontology annotation, biological process: cell surface receptor signaling pathway. Bases 149 to 1507 code for a protein of 452 amino acids. The record is from RefSeq and is a predicted model, not a curated record. NCBI's taxonomy places the organism in Eukaryota, Metazoa, Chordata, Actinopteri, Cyprinodontiformes, Poeciliidae. The transcript is spliced from 3 exons.
CCGGUUUGAUUUCAGUACGAGCCAUUGGACUUGAACACAGGCAGCUUCUGACAAUCUACCAAAAGGUGACCUGCUCAGGGUGUGCCCUGCCUCUCACCCAGUGCUGGAGUCAGGCAGCAAGCCUCCAUAACCAGCAAAAUAAGUAAUAAUGGACACGAUAGGAAGUAUCUUUAGCUUAUGCAAAACCAUCUACCAAAGGGCCGAUAAUGCGAAUGCCAACAAAGAUCGCUGUCAACGAAUCGUCAAUAGAGUUCGAACCUUGGAGGGGCUUGUUAAAGCCAUUAAAGAAAAGGAACCUGGUCAAAUCUCUUCUACAGUUCAACAAGCUCUGAAUGAACUCUACGAAACACUAAUGUCUGCAGAACGACUAAUGGCAAAAGUCAAUAACUCCAGUGCUAUUAAAAGCUUUGUUAACUCUAACUCUAAUGAGGAUAAGUUCAGUAAGAUGAAUUGUAAACUUGAUGACAAUUUCCAGAUCCUGUCAGGAGCACUGCAGAUUGAACAGAGGGAUAUGUUGAUUGAGCUCUGCUCAAGCAAGACGGGUGUUAAUGAAGGUAAUGGCCCUGCACAGACAUCUCCAUUGCUAUUCCCAAUGCCUGAGCCCUGGCAUGCAACACAAGUGUUUUCCCUUGUUGCUCAGAUGCCUCCUACAGUACCAAUGUCUCCUCAAGCACCACCUUUCAGCCCCACAGGACCUUUUUCUCCCCAAGCACCACAAUUCAGAACUGCAGUGCCUUAUCCUCCCCAGACGCCACAGUUCAGUCCUCCAGCACCGUUGCCUCCUCAAACACAGCAGUUCAGUCCUCCAGCACCGUUGCCUCCUCAAACACAGCAGUUCAGUCCUCCAGCACCGUUGCCUCCUCAAACACAGCAGUUCAGUCCUCCAGCACCGUUGCCUCCCCAAACACAGCAGUUCAGUCCUCCAGCACCGUUGCCUCCUCAAACACAGCAGUUCAGUCCUCCAGCACCGUUGCCUCCUCAAACACAGCAGUUCAGUCCUCCAGCACCGUUGCCUCCUCAAACACAGCAGUUCAGACCUCCAGCACCGUUGCCUCCUCAAACACAACAGUUUAGUCCUCCAGCACCGUUGCCUCCCCAAACACAGCAGUACAGACCUCCAGCACCUUAUCCUCCCCAAACACAGCAGUUCAGACCUCCAGCACCUUAUCCUCCCCAAACACAGCAGUUCAGACCUCCAGCGCCUUAUCCUCCCCAAACACAGCAGUUCAGACCUCCAGCACCGUUGCCUCCUCAAACACAACAGUUCAGACCUCCAGCACCGUUGCCUCCCCAAACACAACAGUUCAGACCUCCAGCACCUUAUCCUCCCCAGACUCCACAGUUCAGGCCUCCCCAGACACCCAUGUCAGGGCCCAUCUCGGCCCCUCACCGUUUCCCUGCUUCAGUUCCAGCCCAGCCCCUUAACCCUGGCAAUGUUACACCAACGUCUGGCUCUGCCGUAAUGACAGUUGUGACACAUUAUCCAGUCAACCCUGGUUUUCAGUAAUUUGCAAUCCGAAAUACUAAAUGGACACAACUUUUGUCAUCAAAAACAUACUUGCAGUGUUGCCUUGAUUCUUUCCUGCAUGUUUGAGCAAUCUUUUAGUCUCUUGUGACAACCAUUUAGUGGUGCAAAACGCCUGUAACAUGAUGCUGAAGUUGGACCUAGCGCCGCCUUCGAGACGCAGCUCCUCCUAGUUUCAGUUUCCACAGAGCAGCACCCUCCCCCCCAUUCUAUGUAACCCUGUAUAUAAUCUGACAAACUCAACCUAGUAGAAAUAACUUUUUAACUCUAUUAAUGGAUCCAUUAUAUGUCUAUAUUCUGCUGUCUUUCCCAGAUAAUUUAUUGAUUUUAUAUUAUCAUUGUUAUUAUUCAAUUGUUAUUUUAAUUUCUUAAUCCACUGAUGAUGAUGUCAGUGUUAUUUCAUUCAGUUCACUAUCAUUGCUUACACAUGCAUAUUCCAUCACUAACCCACAGCACUUCUUUUCUUUUCACAAAUGUACUGUUACUAUGUAUCUUGUACUGUGAUGACUAAUGGAAAAAUUAACAAAUUAAAAAAUGCAACCCAUUUAUUGACCUGCACCAAUGGCUUCCAUAUAAUUUUCUGCUGUUUUAUAACGUUAUAAUUGUUUUAUAUCAUGUCAGUAAAAAAGAACUGUACUUUACUAUGUGCUGAAUAAUCAUCCUCUCUAAAACUAGCAGUUCUUUUGUCACUGCUGGAGUCAUUACACAAAUGUUGAACUUUGGUUCUCAAAAUUUGUUUGUUUUAUGCGUUAAUCAUUCUUUUCUUUUUGCUCAAAGUCCGUUUUCCUGAAUUUAUUGUAAAUAAAUAAAACA